AUGGAAAAACCAGGAAAGAAGGAUAGAAAAGGGGAGAAAGAACCGCCAACCAACGUUAUUGACUUGAGCUGUUCGCCGGCUUCUAAAUCGUUCAUGACGACGUCUAGUUUUCCCGCGAAUGCCCCGAAGGGUCCAUCGCGAGAACAUUCGAAAGCAUGGAGAAAUAAAUUCACCUACAACUCCCAACCUCUUCCUAUAUUCUCGAGUAACAAUCCGCCAGACCCGCCCCGUGCGGGAGUCAAUGUCGGCCCUGCGUCCUUGUGCUCUCGAACAAGCAACGACACUGAAAGAUCAUCUUACGGUACUGAGUCUAAGAUCAAAGUCUUAGAGAUUUGCAUGUCCCUAAAAGACAGAUACUUGGCUGUCCCCAAUGCACCGCAUGCAGAUCAAGAGCCCUUUUGGGGGCGGUUAUUGGAGAUGCUAGAUCUAACACCAAUCACAAAAGCGAAAUUUAAAGACUGGAAGGAAGUACACCGAGCUGUCGAGCAUUGGUGUCAAGCUCGUCGAUCCUACAUGAGAGAGAACCGACUCCACCAGUUGAACUUGGUAUUUGCACAGCGUUUCUGCCAGAUAUACCAUGGAUACUUUGCCGCGACUUCGCAGUUCUCGGCGGGUCCGACUGAGCCUACAACAGGCAAACGGGAGCAUGUUGGUCUCACUCCUUGUUCGAAUGGGACUUCUGUUCCAGCAAAUACUUCAGCUCCUCCAGCGCGAUCAGCGUUUUCAGACCCCCAGAUAGUCCUGCUGCCGUCAACAUCCAAUACAAACAUGAUACAGCGUCUGGAGAAACCCGAGUCUCAACUAAGUAACUCUUCUACGCAACAAUAUGAUUCGAGGAAGAAAAAGGAUUUGGAGCCCCCCAUUCACAGUACUGGAAGCUCUGGCCUUAAGGAGGAAACACGACAAACACUGUGUAUGAGCAGUCAAAGCGACCACGUCUUGACAACCACCACAACUUACCUCCAACGGGAGAUACACUUAGAGGCAAAGAAACCCGCCAUCCACGCUCGCCACCUUUUCGCCGACCUCCGCUCCCAUCACUGUCACCCCCUUGGAGGAGGAACGGUGCUCGGUACCAGGAUCAGUAUCGUGAAAGGAGACAUCAGAAUUAUUAUCAAGGCGGUCGACAUCAAGAGAUCGACAGUUAUAGACCCUCUCCUAGAGUAA
Messenger RNA from Fusarium venenatum, 1167 nucleotides. The record is from RefSeq and is a predicted model, not a curated record. NCBI's taxonomy places the organism in Eukaryota, Fungi, Ascomycota, Sordariomycetes, Hypocreales, Nectriaceae.